AUGAAUCCGAAACUUUUAGGCGUCCUCGCCGGAGUAGCUUUAGCUGUCGUUCUGUUUUGGCCGGCAGGCAGUUCUAAAAAGGUCGAACGACUCUAUAACGAAGCAGAACAACUCUACAGUCAAAAUGAUUACGAAGGGUCAACUGAAAAGUACAAUCAAGCCCUUGAAGAAUCUGUCAAAUGGGGGGUCAAGACCGAGGUUAUUGAUAAGGACUUCCAAACCCUUGCAAAUUACAAAAUUGCCGUUAACUAUUCUAAAUGGGCGGAGCAGAGUGGUGAUAUUACCCACUAUGACAAUGCAAUUGAGCAGAUUGAAAAAGUUGCACCGAAUGCCACUGUGCCCAAACAUCAGGAAGGGUUAACCUACCUAUGGGGACACGUCCUCUACAAACAAGAGAAAUUUGAACUCGCUGAACCGAAGUUUCACACCUUGAUUGAAAACUUCCCCAAUAGCCUGUUUGUCGAAAAUGCUUGGUAUGCAAUUGGGCAGCUCAAUUAUAAACUGCAAAAGUAUGACUCAGCGCGCCGAGCGUAUAAAGAAGUACUAGACGGAUUCCCAAACUCAGAGUUCAAGGAUGAUGCACAACACCUAAUUGCACAGUCUUUCCUCAACGAAAAGAAUUACGAGCAGGCGUACCCAGAAUUUGAUAAGCUUGCCACCGAAGAAUUUAAAACCUUCGUAGACCUGCAAGCGGAGGCGAGUUACAAAGCCGCUUUCUGUUUGAAUCAACUCGCCCGUGAUGAAGAGGCAAUUGGUAGAUACACCCAAUUUAUCACGGAAUACCCAACAAGUGGUUAUGUAACCGCUGCCUAUUUUGACAUCGGCGCAAUUUACUCAAAACAGAAAGACUAUGACAAUGCGCGAGUCAACUAUGAGCUUGCUUUGCAGAAUACGGACGAUCGAGACCUGCAAGCAGAAAUUCAGGUAACCAUUGGUCGUACCUACUACGAGCAGCAAGAUUACCCCAACGCAGUGGAAUCGUACAAUACACUGCUUGAAGAGUAUCCGGAAUGUGAUUUCAUUAGUGAGGCGAAGUUGGGUAUUUCCGAUAGCUACUUCAAGUCGUCAGCUUGGGCCGAAGCCGCUGUCGCAUACCAACGUGUUCUCGACGAGCAUCCCGAGGAGACCGAUUUUACCCCUUAUCUCACCUACCAGAUGGGAGAAUCAAACUAUAAGCUAGCUUCUGACCUGAAAGAUGACGAUCAAACAGAUGCGGCAAAUGCGUCUUAUGAAACAGCGCUUAUCUGGUAUCAAAAAGCUGUUGAUGACUUCCCGGCGGAUCCGGUCGCAUCUCAUGCACUCUAUGGUGCUAUCUGGGCGUUGAACGCGCUCGAGCGAAAGGAUGAGCUUGAGGCUGUUGCGCGGGAAUUUAUUGAUAAAAACCGCAUGGAUAAUGAGCUUGACCUUCUUGCUGCUGAAGUUCAGUUGAAGUUUGCAGAUCUAAAAUUUAAUGAUUUCAAGCAGUAUGAAGAUGCAGCCGCGGAAUACGCUAAACUUUGGGAGUAUCGUGACUUUCCGAAGUUUCACUUAAUUAAAUUGAUUGGAAAAUUUCAGGAAGCGCGCUCAUACUACGAAGCUGCCAAACCGGCGGGUUAUCGUGAAGGCGAUCCAGACGCAGUCUUUGACGAAGUACUACUCCAAAAUGCUGUAAAUGCUUAUGAGCAAGCGGUAGAAAAGUUCAAGGGACCAGAGAUUAAGGGGGGAGAAAGUGGCACCUUCCUCGCCGGUAUCGAGCAGGGGCGCUAUGACGAUUUCCCGCAGCGCCCAAUGCAGGUCGAGGCAUGUGUUAUGAAUCAAGCCCUUUCCCACGAAAAACUGAAUGCGUGGGGUAAAAGCUCGCGAGCUCUACACAGAGAUUCUCCCGGAAAGCAAUAA
This is a messenger RNA of Geodia barretti, 1875 nucleotides long. NCBI's taxonomy places the organism in Eukaryota, Metazoa, Porifera, Demospongiae, Tetractinellida, Geodiidae. The record is from the annotation of a GenBank genome assembly.